Molecule: messenger RNA, 1387 nt
Organism: Osmerus eperlanus (European smelt)
Lineage: Eukaryota; Metazoa; Chordata; Actinopteri; Osmeriformes; Osmeridae
Gene: lypd6b
Product: LY6/PLAUR domain containing 6B
Exons: 4
Coding region: 107-631 (174 amino acids)
Molecular function (GO): acetylcholine receptor regulator activity
Source: RefSeq, a predicted model, not a curated record
CCCUCUUCAGUAGGCUGGUCCACACAAUAGGAGCAGCUCCUCCACACUGGUAGUCACCCCCUCCCCCUGUCUCCCCUGCAGGUGUGGUCACAGAGAGGCAGUGAGGAUGGCGUUCUCUUUGGCCCCGCACCCCAACGCUGGCCUGCAGCUCCUGGUCCUGCUGUUGGUCGGCUGUGGCCUGGCGGAGGCCGACCGCAUCAACUUCUACAACGUCAGACCUCCAGUCGAAGCCACUCCGUUUCCUAAGAGCUUCAAGUGUUUCACCUGUGACAGAGCGCAGGACAACUAUAACUGCAAUCGCUGGGCGGAGGACAAGUGGUGCCCACCGAACACCCAGUUCUGCAUGACUGUGCACCACUUCAGCAGCCAGGGCAGGACCAGGUCUGUGACCAAGCGCUGCGCGGCUCACCAGGACUGCCACGCGUCCGGCUGCAGACACCACAGAGACACAGGACACAUUGAGUGUGUUUCCUGCUGUGAAGGGAUGGUCUGUAACGUGGAGGUCCCCACCAAUCACACCAACGCCGUGUUUGCCAAGAGACACGCCCACAGCUCCUCCUCAGCCAAUGAGAGGCUGCGAGGCAAACUGACACUCCUCAGCCUGGGGCUGGCCACGCUGCUCCUACUGUGACACAGCAGCCAAUCAGAGGAGGUCUCAGAGGGUGGGACCAACAGCGCGAGACCAGUAAUCUUCCCCGAUACUGGUGAAGGAUGUGCCCUGUGACAGUUUGUCAGACGUAACAGUUGGUGAAGUUAUCACCCAGGAGUGCUCACCAAGGUGAUACUGAUGUUCUUCACGACUGCUAAAGACUGGGCUCCAUCCACCUAGACCAUGGAGCCAGGACAGACUCUCCGAACUCAUGAACCUGAAGCAUGGACACUGAUGUGACCAGCUGACUGAACUCUGGAGCCUGGGGAUGCAGAGAUAGUUCAGAAAUGCCUCUCGUGGCACUCCUGAUAAGGUCAUGUAACUCAGCCAGUAGAAACUUGGUUGAUGAUGAUGAAGAUGAUGAUGAUGAUGAUGAUGAUGGUGUUUUGUUUACGACCUGCCCACUGGUGGCACAGAUAUAGCUGUCCAGCUCCUCAAGACUCGCCACAGCCUCCGCACACCUGCGAACACAUGGAGAAUCCAAAACUGUCUUGUGAUGUUCACCAACUUGCUCUGGUGUCAUUCAUCACAGCAAGUUCCUAAAAGCUGAACACAUGCACCAGACGUUAGACAAAGAACACAGACUAGCUAUAAAGGAGAGUCGUAUGACGGUCAUUGCAAAGUUUUGCGCUUAGGUUGUCAAUGCCGGUUUAUCUUUUUAGUGUAAUGUAUGACAAAUCCAUGUUUGCACUUAUGAAAUGUUUGAACUUGAUUUUAACAAGUGGAGAAGUGUGGACU